This is a messenger RNA of Nilaparvata lugens (brown planthopper), 1139 nucleotides long. RefSeq names its product ribosome maturation protein SBDS (gene Sbds). The coding region runs from base 312 to 1070 and encodes 252 amino acids. NCBI's taxonomy places the organism in Eukaryota, Metazoa, Arthropoda, Insecta, Hemiptera, Delphacidae. Gene Ontology annotation, biological process: ribosome biogenesis; cytosolic ribosome assembly. The record is from RefSeq and is a predicted model, not a curated record. The transcript has 5 exons.
AUUCUAAAGUGUCAAGUAUUGAUUGACCUAACCUCAAAAUCACGCAACAUUGCUCAAUCGAUUACACGUUACUUUUUCCUGAAGUCUAGUCUCUUUUUCAAGCUUUAUUGUUUUGAUUCUUCAUAAAGUUUAUAUGACAAUACUUUGUUACUCACUAUCAAGUUUUAAUCGUAUAAGUAGAACCACUGUUUUGCUACAAAUGAUACUAAUUCGUGCGUCUCUAAUUUAGGUUAGAUACAAUAUAGUGAUUUCUAAAAGUGCACAGCAUUGUGAAUCAAUUAAUUAACUUUAAAUACCAAAAAGUUUUGAAAAUGUCAAAAAUAUUCACACCUACAAACCAAAUUCGUCUCACCAAUGUGGCCGUUGUAAGAAUGAAGAAAGGAGGCAAACGUUUUGAAAUAGCAUGCUAUAGAAACAAAGUUAUGUCAUGGAGGAGUAAGGUUGAAAAAGACAUAGAUGAAGUAUUACAGACGCACAUGGUGUUUAUGAAUGUAUCAAAAGGACAAGUGGCCAAGAAAGAAGACCUGAUGAAAUGUUUUGGCAAAGAUGACAUGACAGAAGUUUGUAAAGAGAUUCUCGCCAAAGGAGAACUGCAAGUCUCAGAUAAGGAGCGACAUACACAUUUGGACAGUCUGUUCAAAGAUAUAGCCACCACUGUUGCAGAGAAAUGUGUGAAUCCAGAAACCAAGAGGCCGUAUUCUGUCUCUUUGAUUGAAAAAGCUAUGAAAGAUGUACAUUUCUCAGUGAAACCGAACCGCAAUGCAAAACAACAGGCACUAGACGUGAUUCCACAGCUGAAAGCCACAAUGCCCUUGGAAAGGGCUCAGAUGCGACUGCAGGUGAUAGCCUCGGGAAAAGAGACAAGAAAACUGAGAGAUAAAGUGGUCAAAUUGGCUGGCAGUAUUGAAACCGAGUCUUGGGAUGACGGCACACUUAACCUGGUUCUGCUUAUCGACCCGGGCCAUUACAGAGAAGUAGAUGAGCUUGUAAGAUCCGAGACAAAGGGAAGCGGCCAGUUGGAAGUUUUGAACUUGAAAGAAGUGACAGAAGGUGAAGAAGUGCUCGAAUAAUUAAUUCUCUCCAACUUAUUUUUAUUUAUUUAUUGAUUAUUUUUCGAAUAAAAUGUGUACAAACUCAAU